This is a messenger RNA of Aureobasidium uvarum, 270 nucleotides long. The record is from the annotation of a GenBank genome assembly. Lineage: Eukaryota; Fungi; Ascomycota; Dothideomycetes; Dothideales; Saccotheciaceae.
UCAAGUGAGCACGGCGAGACCCAGAUCCUAUACCGCAAACAGCAGCUAAUCGCUUCCUCUUGUAGAGUGCGCACCCUGACCGGANAGGAAAUCGAGCUCGACAUCGAGCCCGACUACAAAGAGCGUGUCGAGGAGAAGGAGGGCAUCNCCCCAGCACAACAGCGUCUCAUCUUUGGCGGCAAGCAAAUGAACGACGACAAGACCGCCAGCGAAUACCAACUCGAAGGUGGAGCCACUCUUCAUCUGGUUCUCGCUCUCCGUGGUGGACGA